AUGUUAUUAGUUGAAGGCCUUUUGAUGAAAGAUCUAAAAACUAAAAAGAUACAAUCCCGACCCCGCUCUCUUCGGUACUCCGGAUCUGUUUGUCAGUUCUCGGUUCUGUUGGCCUGGAGAUGGAGACCCUCCCUAUUUCCAGAAGUCUCGAAGGGCUGUGGGAGGCAGAGAGCCGCUCUCAAAAUGAGAUUUCCCACGUCGACUUAUGUCAAUGCCGUACGAAUGCGGAUACGUAGUGAGAUAGCAUUUCAACCGCACCCAGUGUGGCUCCUCCUGAUACCAUAUCCCACCCUUCCGACGCCUAUUUUUUACAUCUGCUCCAUCCCGAUAUCUCCACCGUCUUCGCCCUCAUGCUAG
Messenger RNA from Melampsora larici-populina 98AG31, 357 nucleotides. RefSeq lists its product as uncharacterized. The coding region runs from base 1 to 357 and encodes 118 amino acids. The transcript is spliced from 2 exons. The record is from RefSeq and is a predicted model, not a curated record. Lineage: Eukaryota; Fungi; Basidiomycota; Pucciniomycetes; Pucciniales; Melampsoraceae.